Molecule: messenger RNA, 3295 nt
Organism: Poecile atricapillus (Black-capped chickadee)
Lineage: Eukaryota; Metazoa; Chordata; Aves; Passeriformes; Paridae
Product: merlin-like
Exons: 19
Coding region: 298-2280 (660 amino acids)
Biological process (GO): positive regulation of early endosome to late endosome transport; regulation of organelle assembly; regulation of gliogenesis
Cellular component (GO): apical part of cell; filopodium; plasma membrane
Molecular function (GO): actin binding; cell adhesion molecule binding
Source: RefSeq, a predicted model, not a curated record
UUUUUGAAUUAAAAGGGGUUUUUUUCCCCCCCCUUCUUAUCGUCAUUCAAAAAAGGAUCUGUGAGAUGAUUUUCUAGCCCUUGGACCUCUCCUUUGGACUCUCUCCAGUUGUCUUCCCAGCUCCAGCAGUGGUGCCCCAACCCCAAACAGGACAGAAGCUCCACCAGAGCCACUGGAGGCAGAGGACUCCCCAAACUGGUCCCAGUGGUGUCAGAAGGAUGAAUUUCCUCCUGAGCUCAUCUUCCCCACUCUGAGUUGUCUCAAUCACUCGUUCUCGGCUCUGCCUCUGAUGUCCCUAUGAUUUGGUGUGGCUGCCCUCAUCAGCUGAAAAAUAUGUCCAUCCGAGGCCUGAAGAAGAAACAGCCAAAGACUUUUAAAGUCAGAAUUAUAACAGUGGAUGCUGAGAUGGAGUUCAGCUGUGAGAUGAAGUGGAAGGGAAAGGAUUUGUUUGACCUGGUGUGCCGAGCCCUUGGUUUAAGGGAGACUUGGUUCUUUGGCUUGCAGUACACAAUUAAAGGAAUGUGCACCUGGUUAAAGAUGGACAAAAAGGUUUUAGAUCAAGAAAUCCCCAAAGAAGAUCCCAUUAGCUUCCAUUUUUUGGCUAAAUUCUACCCAGAGAAGGUAGAAGAGGAACUCUUACAGGAAAUUACCCAGCAUUUAUUCUUCCUUCAGGUUAAGAAGCAGAUCCUGAAUGAGGAAAUCUAUUGCUCACCAGAAGCUACAGUUUUACUGGCUUCUUAUGCUGUUCAGGCCAAGUAUGGCGACUACGACCCAAAUUUCCAUGAGCCAGGCUUUCUAGCCCAUGAUGAGCUGUUACCCAAAAGGGUGCUCAGGCAGUACCAGCUGACAGCAGAGAUGUGGGAAGAGAAGAUCACUGCUUGGUAUGCUGAGCACAGGGGUAUUGCCAGGGAUGAAGCUGAGAUGAACUACCUGAAAAUUGCCCAAGACUUGGAAAUGUAUGGUGUCAAUUAUUUCCCAAUUGCUCAAAAUAAAAACCACACAGAUCUCCUGCUUGGAGUUGAUGCCAAAGGUAUUCAUAUCUACAGCAUUAAUAACAGGUUCUCCCCCAAUAAAUCCUUUGAGUGGAGCUCUAUCAGAAACAUUUCCUGUAGUGAGAAAGAGUUAACUAUUAAACCCCUUGACAAAAAAGCAGAAGUCUUCAAGUUCUUUUCCUCUCAGCUCAAAGUGAACAAACUGAUUUUCCAGUUGUGCAUUGGAAACCACGACCUAUUCAUGAGGAGGAGAAAAGUGGACUCCAUAGAGAUCCAGCAAAUGAAAGCACAAGCCAGGGAAGAAAAAGCUAGAAAAAAGAUGGAGAACCAGAGGCUGGCCAGGGAGAAGCAGCUUCGAGAAGAAGCUGAGAGAGCCAAAGAAGAGCUGGAAAGGCGCCUUUUCCAGCUGGAAGAUGAAGCCAGGCAGGCCAAUGAGGCCCUGCUCCGAUCCCAGGAAGCAGCAGAGCUGCUGGCUGAGAAAGCCCAGAUUGCAGAAGAGGAAGCCAAGCUGCUGGCCCAGAAUGCUGCAGAGGCUGAGCAGGAACGCCAGAGGCUGGAGAUCACAGCUCUGAAAAGCAAGGAGGAGAAGCGGCAGAUGGAGCAGAAGAUGCGGGAGGCAGAGCUGAUCGCGGUGAAGCUGGUGAAGGAGUCUGACAGGAGAGCCAAGGAAGCCGAGCACCUGAAACAAGACCUGCAUGAAGCCCGGGAGGCCGAGCGCAAAGCGAAGCAGAAGCUCCUAGACAUAACCAGGCUUAAUUAUCCUCACAUGGCCAAGUACCCCCAGUACUCCCCAGGGGACAGCAGAGAUGCCAACUUUGACAAAGGAUCCAUCAAGCUGGAUUUGAAGGACAUCGACCUCAAGAGACUGUCCUUUGAGAUAGAGAGAGAGAGGCUGGACUACUUGGAAAAGAGCAGGAAAUUCGAAGAUCGACUGAAAGAACUGAAAUCUGAAAUUCAUGCCCUGAAACUGGAGGAAAAACAGGCUGGGCUUUACAGUCACUGGAAUGAAGUCCUGGGCUCCUUGGAUCGCUCCUUAGGAAGUGCCCCAUCAUGGAUGAAAACCUUCGAAACUGGAGAUUCAUUGGAUGCAAAUCUUCAAAGACCUUUCCCUGCUUACUUGUUAAACACUGCAAGCAGCUGGCCCUGCACCAACAAAACUCAGCACACGGUGCCCGUGGAGAAAUCAUCUUCCCAAGCCAAUUCCUUGGCUGCCAGCAGUGUGGGCACAGGAAGCAGAAAACAGAUUAUAAAGGUUCAGCAGCAUGACUCAGAUGUGAUCUACAUUUGAAGCCCCUCGUUUCCUUGCCAGCCUGGUGGGACUGGUGGCCUUUUUACCCCUGUGGGGACACUUGGGCAGCUCUGGCUGCUGCCAGGUGUGAGAGACAAGGCAGUGUGGAUCCAGAGCUGCCAUCCAGCUCCCAGGCAGGGGACAUCAGCUGGGAAUGCCACACGUGCCCCCAGUGGGGCUGGGAGCAGUUCAAACCCGGAGGAAAUGUUGUUUACUACUUGUGCACUUUGGAAGGAACACUUCACACUUUGCUAAAACCCUUCCUCCCCGAGGUGUUUCACACACCUAGAGCUCUGCUGCUGGAGGAAGCAUGUGAGGCAGCAAGUGCCCAGGAGGUGUUUGGGAUGAGAAAACAGAACACAAGCUUGGUGCUUAUCUCCACAACAGACUAAUUAUGGUUUUGGUCCAGUCCCUGGGACACGACUCCCACAGAGCUGCUCGAUGUUUUAGUGUUUGCCUGCCAAAUAUUUUCCUUCUCCUCCCCAAACAUUUCUUGGUUCACUUAAUUGAUUUGCAUUUCUCUGUGAGAAAUCUCAGCUUUUAAUUCCAGAUGCAGAAGUGGACAUCUUCAAAUACCUCCCAUUCCUGGGGGAAUCCUUUGUUUGGAAUGCAAAGCUUCUGUUCUUCCAGUCCCUGACUAGAUCAAGCACUUUCUGCUCGAGCAAACUUUGCAUACAUUAACUGCCUUCCCACUUCUGUGCAACACAGCUCCCAAAUUAGACAAAGACAAAAGAUGCUGUUGGUGUCUGCUAAAGUGGGACUCGUUUCUGGUGGAGAGGUGCAUGCAGCAAAGUGCCUGCCUUAUUAGUAAAACCCCCUUGCAUUUUCUGGUUUUGUGUGUGUUUGAGUGUCUGCUUCUCCAUAAGACUUCACUCUGAGGACUUCUGGGGAAGCAGACAACAUUAAUGACAUAAAGCAGGAGCCCAGCUGAACUUGUGACGUGUGAUGUAAAGAUGGAUGGUAAUGUUCAAUGUCUUGUUCUAGCAGCUAAGAUUAAAGAAAGAAACAGGUUCAA